AUGGCGUCUAGCAGUAGGGUCUCCUACACAGAUUUGCUAAAUCCCUUGUUCUUGCACCCCUCUGAUGGCCCACUAUCGAUUAGUGUGUCAAAGCUACAGGGAGCUGUUGAUUAUAGAGCAUGGAAAAGACAGUUCGAGAUUCAAGUCUCAGCAAAGAGAAAGCUUGGUUUUGUGGAUGGCUCGGUCACUCGCAGCACUACAGACAUCAAUGAGGCAGCUCAAUGGGACACUGUUAACAAUAUGGUAAUCUCCUGGAUCCAUAAUAACGUGUCUGAUACUAUUAAAUCCUCCAUUUUAUUUAUCAGUACUGCUAGUGAAAUCUGGUCACAACUUGCCAAACGUUUUUCCUUAACAAAUGGCUCUCACAAAUACAAGCUCAGUCGAGAUUUAUUUAAUUUAAAACAAAAUGGUGCCAAAGUUCAUGAGUAUUUCACAAGUUUGAGCUCUCUCUGGGAAGAGCUUGAUUCCAUGAAUGGGUUACCAACGGUUGACAUCAUGACACCAGAUGUAACUAAGCUACUAAUGGCCAUACAAACCAUGAAAGAGGAAGCAAAGUUAUUCCAAUUUCUUAAUGGCCUUGAUGAUUUAUACGGUCCUCAACGGAGUCAGCUACUCAUGAUGUCUCCUCUGCCUUCUGUCGAAAUGGCAUGCGCUGCUGUGCAGCAAGAUGAGUCACAAAGGGAAGUCUUAAAUCAGUCUCUUGUGAGCGAAACUGAUGUGUCUGCUAUGUACAGCAAGGGGAGCACUGAAAAGGUGAUGAUUUGUGUGGCUUGUGGUCUUAAAGGUCAUACUAGAGAGCGAUGUUGGACUGUGGCGGGGUACCCCAAGUGGCAUCACAAGUAUCGAAAACCAGGGCAAAAGUUUGUCUCAAACAAGCCAGGUGUAACAAAGAUGGCUAACAACGCACAAGGCACUGUGAACAGUUCUGAUGAAGUGACAAUGACUACUCACCAACUUGAGCAGUUGUUAAAAUUGUUGCCCAAAGAUAGCUCCAAACGAAUGACUCUGAUGAGGAGCUCGAGUAUGUUUUUUCUGGAAUGGUGA
Molecule: messenger RNA, 1044 nt
Organism: Daucus carota subsp. sativus
Lineage: Eukaryota; Viridiplantae; Streptophyta; Magnoliopsida; Apiales; Apiaceae
Exons: 1
Coding region: 1-1044 (347 amino acids)
Source: RefSeq, a predicted model, not a curated record